CAUUCAGGAAAUUGUCAGCAACACCACCUCCAAAAAAUCCUAUUUUUGCACAAUAUUUUGGCUUCAACAACAACGAGGUUUGUAAUUAGCCACAGUAUUUUACGAUGGAAAUGUAGAAAGUGACGUUGACCAUCAAUGAAAUGUCAAGUCACAGUGUUGGAUAGUUUGAAAAGCAGAUGUAAAGACGAAGUCAAAAUGACGUGUAAACUGCAUGCACUAUGACUAUGACUCUACAGCAUGGGAAGAAGCAUGGACAAUGUUCCAAUAGAUAUUCAUUACAAUAAGUCACUUGAUAAGUCUAGUAAUUAUAGUUAGUGGAUUGGUUAAUCAAUCGUCAUCACUGCCACCAGCUAUGGCAGGUGAGAACACUCGUCAUCACUGCCACCAGCUAUGGCAGGUGAGAACACUCGUCAUCACUGCCACCAGCUAUGGCAGGUGAGAACACUCGUCAUCACUGCCACCAGCUAUGGCAGGUGAGAACACUCGUCAUCACUGCCACCAGCUAUGGCAGGUGAGAACACUCGUCAUCACUGCCACCAGCUAUGGCAGGUGAGAACACUCUCCGGUGGAGGAGAUAACAACCAUGCUGCAGGGAACGUACAUCAACUACUUUCAUUGUCUGAGAAUCGUUGAUCUGCUCAAGGAGACAGAAGCGGGAAGUAAAAACAUGUUUGGGAGAUCGCAGCGCAUGAAGGAUUGGUGUGAGAUUCUCAAACUACAUGAAAAGGAUGGCGUUUAUUUAGCUGAAGUCGCGCAAAUCUUGAUGAGGAAUGUUAAUUAUGAGGUAACUGCACUGAAGAAACAGAUCGUGAAAUGUAAACAGAUUCAGAAGGAUAUGGGCAAUAAGAUAAAAUCAGAGCUGUUAUCGUUAGUGAAACAUCUUCCUGCCGAGUUUGAUAAAAUAACAACAGCUACCAGUGACCUCAAAGAACCAGUCAACUUGUAUGAAAUGUUCAUCGAGUUCACAUUAAAAAAGACGCCAGACACGUUGUCCUGUCCAGCACACCCAAUGCUGCCCAACCGGUUUAUCACAAGAUACGACGUGAACACCACAAUGAAGCCCCGACGUCCUCUGAAAUUUCAAGAAAUGGUUGGGUUUGGUCAAGGGACUGUCUCCCCGGAUUCAUUCGUCAACGUGAGGGAGAACUGGCACCCGGAAGUGCGUCAUUUUUCUCCAAAAGGGACCAUUCCUGUGAUUCUGGUCGGGACGAAGGCGGACUUGAGGAGUGAUAGAGAGGCUUUGGAUUAUCUUAGGAAAAAGAAACAAGCCCCAAUCACAUACGAACAAGGCAUUUCUUUAGCGAAGAGGAUCGGGGCGGUGAAGUACGUCGAGUGUUCUGCUAAGACAAUGAAAGGGGUACAUAAUGUGUUUGAAGAAGCCAUUAGGUCCGUUCUCACUCCGAAGAAGCAAUCCAACGGGCGCUGUGUUUUACUUUGACAAAUAUAUGGAUGUGCUAACUUUCGGUGGGAGAAUCAUGGGCUACAUCGGUGUGCAUCAGCUAACCAUACGUUGUAAAGUUUACCGUACUGUUAUUGUGAAAUAUCAUUAUGACCAAAAGGACUGAGAAUAGUGAACCAGGCCCGCAGCUAGCUUUUUGGUCCUCGUUUUUGGAGGUCGACUGAGAUUAAUUAUACUCUGCGACCUGAAAUAGGUCACAUAAAAAACGUUCUAUAAUAUGAUGUAUCCUUGCAACCUACAAUAAAAUAUUUUUCGAAAAUGAAUCCGUAGUAGGUUAGUUUUUAGUUUUGGU
Lineus longissimus is the source of this 1751-nucleotide messenger RNA. RefSeq names its product CDK5 regulatory subunit-associated protein 3-like. The transcript has 10 exons. Lineage: Eukaryota; Metazoa; Nemertea; Pilidiophora; Heteronemertea; Lineidae. Gene Ontology annotation, molecular function: GTP binding; GTPase activity. Gene Ontology annotation, biological process: regulation of cyclin-dependent protein serine/threonine kinase activity; regulation of mitotic cell cycle. The record is from RefSeq and is a predicted model, not a curated record. Bases 584 to 1438 code for a protein of 284 amino acids. Gene Ontology annotation, cellular component: endomembrane system.